Messenger RNA from Apiotrichum porosum, 1416 nucleotides. RefSeq names its product ATP-dependent 5'-3' DNA helicase hcs1 (gene HCS1). Gene Ontology annotation, biological process: ergosterol biosynthetic process; acetyl-CoA metabolic process. The record is from RefSeq and is a predicted model, not a curated record. Lineage: Eukaryota; Fungi; Basidiomycota; Tremellomycetes; Trichosporonales; Trichosporonaceae. Bases 1 to 1416 code for a protein of 471 amino acids. Gene Ontology annotation, molecular function: hydroxymethylglutaryl-CoA synthase activity. The transcript is spliced from 5 exons.
AUGGUCGCUUUUGACAUCCCCGCCCGCCCCACCAACGUCGGCAUCCACGCCAUCGAGAUGUACUUCCCCAAGCGCUGCAUCUCCGAGGACGACCUCGAGGACUUUGACGGUGUUGCCAAGGGCAAGUACACCAUCGGUCUGGGACAGAAGUACAUGGCCUUCACCGACGACACCGAGGACAUCAACUCGGUGGCGCUGACCGUCGUCUCGCAGCUCAUGGAGAAGUACAACGUCGACCCCAAGUCGAUUGGCCGCCUCGACGUUGGUACCGAGACCAUUAUCGACAAGUCCAAGUCGACCAAGACCCUGCUCAUGGACCUGUUCGCCGAGCACGGCAACUUUGACAUUGAGGGUAUCGACUCGAAGAACGCGUGCUACGGCUCGACCGCCGCCCUCUUCAACUGUGUCAACUGGAUGCAGUCCGAGUCGUGGGACGGCCGCAACGCCAUUGUCAUGUGCGGUGACAUUGCCAUCUACAAGGAGGGCUCUGCUCGCCCCGUCGGUGGCAUGGGCGCAUGCGCCAUGCUCAUCGGCCCUGACGCGCCCAUCGUCGUCGAGCCCGUCCACGGCACCUACAUUGCCAACACCUGGGACUUCUACAAGCCCGACCUUUCGGCUGAGUACCCCACUGUCGACGGCCCCUGGACCAUUGCCGCCUACCUCGGCGCUCUCGACAACUGCUACUCGACCUACCUCGAGAAGGCCGCCGCCUCGCGCGCCCGCGCUGCCAAGAAGGGCAUUGCCAACGGCAACGGUGUCAACGGCCACGCUGAGGAGGCCGAGGGCCUGAGCCAGUUCGACUACGUCUGCCUCCACUCGCCCUACGGCAAGCUCGUCCAGAAGGGUCACGCUCGUCUCUUCUACAACGACUACCUCCGCAACCCCACCGCCCCCGAGUUUGCCAACAUCCCCGAGGAGAUCAAGUCGCUCGACAAGACCAAGACUUACACCGACAAGGCCGUCGAGAAGACCUUUAUCGCCCACGCCUCGGAGCACUACAAGGCUGCCGUCCUCCCCGGCUCGGACUGCGUCAAGCGCUGCGGUAACAUGUACACUGCCUCGCUGUACGGUGCCCUCGCCUCGCUCAUCGCCAACAUUGACUCGGACUCGAUCCAGGGCAAGCGCAUCGGCAUGUACGCCUUUGGCUCUGGCUGCGCCGCCUCGUUCUACGGUCUCCGCAUCAACGGCUCGACCGAGGAGAUCCGCACCAAGCUCGACCUCCAGAAGCGUCUCGCCGCCAUGGAGGUCGUCCCCUGCCAGGACUACGUGGACGCCCUCAACACCCGUGAGGCCAACCACAACGCCAUCGAGUACAAGCCCACCGGCUCGAUCGACAACAUCUGGCCCUCGGCCUACUACCUCAACGGCAUUGACAACCUCUACCGCCGUACCUACACCAAGAAGCCCGUCGCCUAA